UAUUGGCUGUUAACGAAGAAUUUGUCGAGCUAGAUAAAAUCCUUGUGUUACAAGAUACGGAUAUAAUUGCAGUCAUCCCACCGCUCAGCGGAGGAUAACAUGGAGGAGCCGAAGAAUUUUGUCAAACUGCAGUGGGAGGAAUUAAAUGUCGCAGAAAUUACGGAGCUGAUAACGUUUUCCAAUUGCGGUGCGAUAUCCCAGUUUGUUGGUAUCACCAGAGACAACUUUAACGAUAAAAAGGUGGUUACACUGGAGUAUGAAACCUAUGAAUCAAUGGCCUUGAAAGAGAUGCAAAACAUCUGUACUAAGAUUCGCUCGCAAUGGGAUGUAGAAGGCAUUGCGAUAUAUCAUCGUCUCGGAAAAGUGCCUGUGUCCAAAGCGAGCGUUGUGAUAGCGAUUUCAUCACCACACAGAGAAGAAUCAUUGAAAGCGGUGGAAUACGCCAUCAAUACGUUAAAGGCAACGGUGCCUAUUUGGAAAAAAGAAGUGUACGAAACGGGAGAACCAGAGUGGAAAGAAAACAAAGAGUGCGCAUGGGCAAAUAACGGUAGAUUUGUAUUGGAGCCGAAAAACUUCGCUAAAUUUUUGGAAAGGAGAGACGUUUCAAGAACCGCAAGGGUAAACAAAGAAAGCGAGACCGAUAACGAAAUCGAGGAUGUCGAUCCGAAUCUCGUGCAAAUCCGAGCGAGCACGGAGGAGUUGAAUCGUAGAAUACAAUCGUUCAUAGAAAGGAAACGUCAGCAAGUAAAUGCUGAAAAUGUAAUGGAGUUUUGCAACGACAGCGAAAAGAACAAUGACAAGGAAUAUUCUUGUGCGAGAGUAGACGCCAUUCUUGUUCGACACAAGGAUUCCAAAAGUCAUGUAAAAGUUCACAGAGUAUCGCACACGUGGGGACCGCAAACGGUUGAUCACUCGAUUUUAUGCGAAACAAGCACAAGCAACAAAAUUUCUAACACUUUCACCAGCUGUUCUUCUGUACUAGACGAUAGAAUUUCUACGGUGGAAAGUUCGAUAGGAAUUGACAAACCUGUACCCAAAGACGUUUAUGAAAGAUUAAAGAAUAUCGAGAAUAGAAUAAUGUAUUUAGAAAGCGUGUCACCGGAAUACUUGGCAAUAGAUAAAAUAGAAGAGAAUACAAUAAACGCCAAGAAAAUUCCGAACACCUCUCGUGCGGUGCAAAAAAGAACUUACUCGCUGGCGGAACUCACCUCUAAAUUAUGUCAAUUACAAAAUAAACAUCCCAACAGAAUUCGUACUUAUAAGUGAAGCUUCCAUUUAGAAACAAGAGAUGUUAGUUCUUUUUUACAUUGUUUGUUUUAAAUUUACAUUUUAACGAAGUGUUAUUCUGUGAUUUUAUUUUUUUGCUCGAUUAUGUCUUUUCUGCUUAAUGAUAUGAACCUGAAUUAUAUAUAAACUUGAAAUAAAUAUAAAAGAGAAGAUA
Messenger RNA from Pseudomyrmex gracilis, 1441 nucleotides. RefSeq names its product molybdopterin synthase catalytic subunit (gene Mocs2B). Gene Ontology annotation, molecular function: molybdopterin synthase activity. Lineage: Eukaryota; Metazoa; Arthropoda; Insecta; Hymenoptera; Formicidae. Bases 100 to 1266 code for a protein of 388 amino acids. The record is from RefSeq and is a predicted model, not a curated record. Gene Ontology annotation, cellular component: cytosol. Gene Ontology annotation, biological process: Mo-molybdopterin cofactor biosynthetic process. The transcript has 8 exons.